AUGGCCUAUCCACCACCUCAACAAGUGUGGGAGGAGGAUUCAAUAACCUAUCCACCACCUCAACAAGUCUGGGAGGAUGAUUCAAUAGCCCAUCCCCUACCUCAACAAGUGUGGGAGGAGGGUUCAAUAGCCCAUCCCCCACCUCUACAAGUGUGGGAGGAGGAUUCAAUGGCCUAUCCACCACCUCAACAAGUGUGGAAGGAGGAUUCAAUAGCUUAUCCACCACCUCAACAAGUGAGGAAGGAUGAUUCAAUAGCCCAUCCACCACCUCAACAAUUGUGGGAGGAGGAUUCAAUAGGCCAUCCCCCACCUCAACAAGUGUGGGAGGAGGAUUCAAUAGCCCAUCCCCCACCUCAACAAGUGUGGGAGGAGGAUUCAAUAGCCCAUCCUCCACCUCUACAAGUGUGGGAGGAGGAUUCAAUAGCCCAUCCCCCACCUCUACAAGUGUGGGAGGAGGAUUCAAUAGCCCAUCCUCCACCUCAACAAGUGUGGGAGGAGGAUUCAAUAGCACAUCCACCACCUCAACAAGUGUGGGAGGAUUCAAUAGCCCAUCCCCCACUUCAACAAGUGUGGGAGGAGGAUUCAAUAGCCCAUCCCCCACCUCAAUAA
This is a messenger RNA of Acanthaster planci (crown-of-thorns starfish), 609 nucleotides long. RefSeq names its product proline-rich receptor-like protein kinase PERK13. Lineage: Eukaryota; Metazoa; Echinodermata; Asteroidea; Valvatida; Acanthasteridae. The record is from RefSeq and is a predicted model, not a curated record.